CAGCGAAAUCCGGCGUCUUGCUGUCAUUCGUUUUGUAAGCGGUCAGCAACUCCAGUUGGAAUUAUUUAUUCUCAACGGCUAUUGAUAUUUUAACAUUAUAAAGUUUAACAAUAGACAAACAAAAUGUUCGAAGCACGCUUACUUAAAAGCUCUAUUUUAAAGAAAGUCUUAGAAGCAAUCAAAGAUCUUCUCACUCAGGCCACAUUUGACUGCGAUGACAAUGGAAUCCAACUGCAGGCUAUGGACAACUCCCAUGUUGCAUUAGUAUCACUGUUAUUAAGGGCAGAUGGAUUCGACAAGUACCGAUGUGAUAGAAAUGUAACAAUGGGCAUGAAUCUUGGCAGUAUGACAAAGAUCUUAAAAUGUGCUGGGGACAAAGAUACGGUUACUAUGAAGGCCCAAGACAAUGCUGAUACAGUUACAUUUGUCUUUGAAAGUCCAAACCAAGAAAAAGUUUCUGACUAUGAAAUGAAACUUAUGAAUCUGGAUCUAGAGCAUUUAGGUAUACCUGAGACUGAGUAUAGCUGCACAAUUCGUAUGCCCAGUGCAGAGUUUGCACGCAUGUGUCGAGAUCUGUCACAGUUUGGAGAAUCCAUUGUUAUCUCAUGCACCAAAGAAGGUGUAAAGUUCUCAACAAGUGGUGACAUUGGUUCUGCUAACAUAAAGUUAGCUCAGACAGCAUCAAUAGACAAGGAAGACGAAGCUGUCAUUAUAGAAAUGGACGAGCCUGUCACACUUACCUUUGCUUGUCAAUACCUCAACUAUUUCACAAAGGCCACUUCACUCAGUCCUCAGGUACAACUAUCAAUGUCAGCCGAUGUACCUUUAGUUGUGGAAUACCGUAUCCCAGAUAUUGGACAUAUCCGUUACUACUUAGCUCCUAAGAUUGAGGAAGAUGAUAACUAGACGACCAUCGUGUUCAAGGCUGAUACCGCUGUCAUUCCACUAAAUACAAAUCAUAUAAUUCACAAAGUUAAUUCAUAAUAAAUGGAAACCGUGAUUUCCUCUUUUAUAAGCUUCUUUGUGAACCUUAUUCAAUAGUACUAAGAUAUCAAUACCGCAGUGCCUAUUAUUGUGUAAGAUAAUAAAACAAUUUUU
This is a messenger RNA of Pieris napi, 1098 nucleotides long. It is a transcript of the gene Pcna, whose product is annotated as proliferating cell nuclear antigen. Gene Ontology annotation, cellular component: PCNA complex. Gene Ontology annotation, biological process: regulation of DNA replication; translesion synthesis; leading strand elongation. The record is from RefSeq and is a predicted model, not a curated record. NCBI's taxonomy places the organism in Eukaryota, Metazoa, Arthropoda, Insecta, Lepidoptera, Pieridae. The transcript has 7 exons. Bases 124 to 906 code for a protein of 260 amino acids. Gene Ontology annotation, molecular function: DNA polymerase processivity factor activity; DNA binding.